This is a messenger RNA of Dunckerocampus dactyliophorus (ringed pipefish), 3073 nucleotides long. It is a transcript of the gene sox4a, whose product is annotated as SRY-box transcription factor 4a. Bases 376 to 1458 code for a protein of 360 amino acids. Gene Ontology annotation, biological process: anatomical structure morphogenesis; cell differentiation; positive regulation of transcription by RNA polymerase II. The transcript has a single exon. The record is from RefSeq and is a predicted model, not a curated record. Gene Ontology annotation, molecular function: RNA polymerase II cis-regulatory region sequence-specific DNA binding; DNA-binding transcription activator activity, RNA polymerase II-specific. NCBI's taxonomy places the organism in Eukaryota, Metazoa, Chordata, Actinopteri, Syngnathiformes, Syngnathidae.
CUGGCUGUUGUGUUUACAGUAACGUUUGACAGAGCGCGCAGGAAACGGGGAGACUAUGAGAAAGCGCAGCUGCUCCAUUCAGCCACAUGGUUCCUCAACCGCACACACAAGCCGCGCUGCAGACGUCCACUUGAGGGACUCGCACUGGUGCCGUCCACAGUGGCGUGUUCUCAGUCCACUGGGCCGAGUUUUCAGCCGCACAGGCAGUUGAAAGUUUACGCUUGGAUCGUCGUUUUUUUUCUUGACUCUUUACUAAAGUUGAGCCUAAGAGAGACAAACACAGGAGAAACUUUUUUGUGUGAACUGAAAAGAACAAGUGUUUAGAGAGUGUGUGUCUCUGUGUGUGGUGUUUUUUACGCACAGUGGGGUGCAAGGAUGGUGCAGCACAUGAGCCACACAGAAAGCGGCCACGCUCUUUCCCCAGCCGGGGACUCCACGGACACUGGAGAUAUGGACCUGGAGAUGGAUGUCUCCCCCACCCCGGCGUCUCCUUCCUCCGGGGAGCGGAACGACCUGGCUUGGUGCAAAACCCCAACAGGCCACAUUAAGAGACCCAUGAACGCCUUCAUGGUGUGGUCGCAGAUCGAGAGGCGGAAGAUCAUGGAGCAGUCUCCAGACAUGCACAACGCGGAGAUCUCCAAGCGGCUGGGCAAGCGCUGGAAGCUGCUGAAAGACGCAGAUAAGAUCCCCUUCAUCCGGGAGGCGGAGCGGCUCCGGCUCAAGCACAUGGCCGACUACCCAGACUACAAGUACCGGCCCAGGAAGAAGGUUAAGUCCGGGAGUGGGGCGAGUAAGGAGAAGAGCUCGGAGAGAAGCAGCAAAGCUAAAAGAAGCCCCGCGUCUAAAGCAACCAGCCGGACUCACAAGCAGAGCAGCAAGUCCACCCCCCUAAGUCAAGACCACGCGUCCCCUGGUGACCACCAGACUCUUUUCAAAUCCAGGUCUGGAGCCAGGCAGAUCCCCGAGAAGCGCACAGAGGCUAGACGCAGCUUCGCGUUCACCGGUGCAGGGAGCUUAGAGAGCGGUCCUCCCUCCGUGGGAGUCCCGGCAAGUCCCACCCUGAGCAGCUCGGCCGAGUCCAGCGACCCACUGAGCCUGUACGAGGAGCAGAGCCCCGGGGGCAGCGAGUCGUCACACACCGCCCGCCUCAGGUACUCCCGCGCGUCCUCACCGACACCAUCAGCCUCGCACUCCUCUUCAUCGGUCUCCUCCUCUUCGGAUGAAGAGUUUGAAGACGAGCGACUCGAUUUGAACCCGAGCCCCGGCUUUGAGAGCAUGUCUCUGGGCGGCAUGGGGUUCUCAGACGCGGAGCUGGACCGGGACUUGGACUGGAGCUUCGGGGAGUGCGGCGCCGGCUCCCACUUUGAUUUCCCCGACUACUGCACCCGGGAGGUGAGCGAGAUGAUCUCAGGAGACUGGCUGGAGUCCACCAUCUCCAACUUAGUGUUCACCUACUGAGAGGAGCCGAGGGGCACGUGGAGACGAACCGUGACGAAGAGGAGACAGUGCGCUUGGUGCGUCAGACGAGGGAGUGAAAUGCUUAGUCUGCAUUUGGACACAGAGGAGGAGUGAAUGUACGCAGAGAGAUAUUGACUUCUCACAAGAGAACUGCUUAGAAACUGAACAUUAGGGAGGGAAAAGGGACACUUGGUACCAUCAAGUUGUUAUUCAGGUGUAUUUGCUUCCCCCCUCCCACAAGUACUUCAACGCGCAUGCUCUCCUGGAUGAGGAGGAUUUAGCUGUUGUUUCAUGUUCAUUGCUGCGUAAUUACGCAAUGUGUGAGACCUUUUCUUUUUUCGGGGUUUGGACACAAUUCACGAUCACCAGCUUCUCUUUCAACGGCAGGACUUCAAAAUAAAACUCAGUGCACAAUUCAGGACCAACGCUUCCCCUUCCCAUCCCAAUCUGCAUCCUUUCUGCCUAGAGUGCUUCAAGUUUGUAGUUCCUCUGCGUCAAGAUGACUUUUUUUAUAUUGAUGUAUUUAUACCGGCCAAAAUUUUUUGAUACAUAGAAGUAUUGUUCUCGUGCAGGUCUUUUGUGUUUGUGUGCACACACACCUGUCUGUAUCCAGCGCGGAAGGGCUAGAAGUGUAUCUUAUUUAAAGUGUCUGACCUCUCUCACUUUUUGAGUGUGUCAUGAUUUUUUUACUUGUAUUUUUGUACAAAAUCUAUAGAAAGUCGAAGAGGGAUCGAGGGAGGGGCAGCCUCCGACAUUGUGCAGAGAGAAAAGAGGGGGGUGGGCUUGGUUUGGCACAAUCUGACCUCACACAGUGUUUACAGUAUUUUUUACCCACAUGCUUCUUAAUGGCACAGUGACUCCAGUUUCACCAGCCAAGUACACAAACGCUCCACCGAGGCUCCCAAGUCUGAGUGGCGCCUCCAGUCAAAAGACCCCAGAGUGUCACUGUUAGAGCUAAUACCUCUCUGUGCUUUUCUUCUUUAAGUUUUAUUUGAACCACUGGAUGGAAUCUCACACUCAUUCCACUUUUGCCUACAGGAGGGAAGGAGGUGUAUGAAGUGCUUCAUCUGUUCCAAAAUAGUAUUUAACCUUUCUGUACCUGUUGGCUAAGUAUAGAAAACGGCUAAUUGUUUUUUUUUUUUUAUUUCUAUAUUAUGGCAUGGCAAAAUAGCAUUUGUAUUUCAGAUUCAGGUAUAUGUAGCUAUAGCUGUUGUGUUUAAGAUUUUUAAAAGAAUAAUAACAUGAAGAUAUUUAUGUAAACUGACUGUACUAUAAACAAAGAUUGUGUGUUUUAUGUAUGAUGAUCAACGACAGGCACUAGGACGGCCAUCUUUGGACACCUUGAAGAAGAUGAUUGUGGUCCAGGAGUUUUCUCUUUUCCAAGACAUCUUUUUUUUUUUUUUUCAUUUGUGCAAUAUGCUGUGUAUGACCAUGUUUUGUCCAAUCAUGCCAAUAUCGUUUUGAUGUUAAAACUAAAAACAAAAAGAAAAGGAAAAAAAAAACAGCCAAUGUUUUGGGUCAAUCACUGCCUCUCAGACCUCUGUACAGAUUGUUGUUUUUAUUUGUAUUUCUUUUCCUCCGCGAAGGAAAUAAAAUCAGCUGGAACUGAAAAGUA